GGAUCCCAGAGUCCUGGACAGCAUGCUCCCGUAUCUGACAGCCUACUACGGCAACCCCCACUCCAGGACCCAUGCCUACGGCUGGGAGAGUGAGGCCGCCAUGGAGAAGGCGAGGCGGCAAGUUGCGGAUUUAAUAGGGGCUGAUUCAAGGGAAAUUAUAUUUACCAGUGGUGCAACAGAAUCAAAUAACAUGGCGAUUAAGGGUGUUGCAAGGUUCUAUAAAUCCAGAAAAAAGCAUAUCAUUACUACACAAACAGAGCACAAGUGCGUGUUGGAUUCUUGCCGUUCCUUGGAGACAGAAGGUUUUCGGGUCACGUAUCUACCUGUUAAAAAAAAUGGGCUCAUAGAUUUGAAGGAGUUGGAGGCUGCGUUCCAGCCAGAUACAAGUUUGGUUUCUGUAAUGACUGUGAAUAAUGAAAUAGGAGUAAAGCAGCCAAUUCAUGACAUUGGUGAGAUCUGCCGCACACGUAAGGUUUUCUUCCACACAGAUGCUGCACAAGCAAUUGGUAAAAUUCCUAUGGAUGUCAAUGACAUGAAAAUUGAUCUAAUGAGCAUCAGUGGCCAUAAAAUUUAUGGGCCCAAAGGGGUUGGUGCUAUCUAUGUUCGCCGUCGACCGCGCGUCAGGCUAGAACCCCUGCAAAGUGGGGGAGGUCAGGAGAGAGGACUGCGGUCUGGGACUGUGCCCACUCCUUUAGCAGUGGGCCUGGGGGCAGCGUGUGAAGUGGCACAGCAAGAGAUGGAGUAUGACCAUAAGCGAAUCUCUCAACUGGCAGAACGACUGGUUACAAAAAUAAUGAGUGAGGUUCCUGAUGUGGUUAUGAAUGGAGAUAGAGAGCAUCGCUAUCCAGGAUGCAUCAAUUUAUCUUUUGCGUAUGUGGAAGGGGAAAGUCUUCUGAUGGCUCUGAAAGAUGUGGCUCUGUCUUCAGGCAGUGCUUGCACAUCAGCUUCUCUGGAGCCUUCCUAUGUUUUGCGGGCAAUUGGAACAGACGAAGACUUGGCUCACUCAUCUAUAAGAUUUGGCAUUGGUCGUUUCACUACAGAAGAAGAAGUGGAUUAUACAGUGCAGAAGUGCAUACAGCAUGUUAAGAGGCUGAGGGAAAUGAGCCCCCUCUGGGAAAUGGUGCAGGAUGGAAUUGACCUCAAAAGCAUUAAAUGGACUCAGCACUGAGAAAACAUCGCUAUUUGUGGACUAGAUGUGGAUGUGGAUUUAAAUGCAUUUUCUGUACAUUCCUGAACAAAUUAUGCAGCAUUUCUGUUUUUGACACUUGCAAUUUGACUGGAAAACUACCCUUUCUGACCACAAAGUCUAAGAAGCCAAAGAUGAAACUAGUCUUUAUCCUGGAGAAAGGCAGGAUGAUGUAAUACCCAUUGCAAUUAUAUUGACUCACAGAAAUUUACGCUAAAACAUAAUUUAUUUGGAAAUGUAUUUUCUAAUAAGGAAGUGAAGUCAGUGUGUUACUCCUGGGCCA
Charadrius vociferus (killdeer) is the source of this 1469-nucleotide messenger RNA. It is a transcript of the gene NFS1, whose product is annotated as NFS1 cysteine desulfurase. Gene Ontology annotation, biological process: [2Fe-2S] cluster assembly. The record is from RefSeq and is a predicted model, not a curated record. Gene Ontology annotation, molecular function: pyridoxal phosphate binding; cysteine desulfurase activity. The coding region runs from base 23 to 1168 and encodes 381 amino acids. Lineage: Eukaryota; Metazoa; Chordata; Aves; Charadriiformes; Charadriidae. The transcript has 11 exons. Gene Ontology annotation, cellular component: nucleus; cytosol; mitochondrion.